AGUUGGACGGCUUGCCAGCGGGAGAAUUUACGCUCACUGUUUUAAUAUUUUUUUAGAAGUUGUUGUUGACGGUUGUUCGCUCGCACGCUCGCCGACCGAUCGCGUUCGCUAAACAAAAGAUAGAAAACACAACUUACUCUAAUCGAAACACAAAACCAACAGACGGUUUCCCCAAAACACCGAACGUUUCAAACAAGAAAAACCCAAAAUGUUGCAACCAAAUAAAAUACAUGUUUAAAUCGCCUAUAUACACACACCUCUAUUUAUGAGAAAUUGUUAGAAAAGUCCCAAAUAAUACCAGUCCCCCCCUCCCCACAACAACAAAAACAACAAGUGCAAUUCGUCGGCAGAAAUUAAAAUAAAGUGCAUUGUAGCUGAACCUGAGAAAAUAGAAAAGAUACGUGGUGAAAAAGGCAGAGGAAAUAUUUCUUUAAAUAACGCAAAUCGAGAGCAUAUAUUCAUAUUUGUACAGAUAUUAUAUAGUGGCUGCAUAGUGCAAAUCGCGGAUGAAGCAGUUCUCCGAGACCGAAGUGUAAAUAGGAAAGAUUCCCGAAGCAGUUCGACGGUGAAAGCAAAAGGCAAUCGAAUAAGACAGAACUCGAAAUCAAACAUCAACAAGGCAGCGGACCGACGUUUAGACACCCGUCUGGUCGCCGUCUGUGAAACGCCCCCGCCCUCGGCCGCCAGGAGCCGGGUACAUAUCCGCAUCCCCCACAUUACCCAUUAUCUCGAAAAUAGUGCGCGAGUGCGAGCGAGGGAUUUGUGCUCUGGGUCCCCGCCACGGUUGUACAGUGAAAAGAUAUUUACCUUGGUUCCGAACAGUGCUUCGCAACUGGAAAAUAUACCCCUCCAGGAGCCCAUGGAUACUUGUGGAUUAGUAGCAGAACUGGCGCACUAUAUCGAUGCAUAUGCUCUGAUUGUCCCGCGUACCGCAUAAGCAGCACUUCGGGCGAAAAUGUAUUUUGAACGCAAGCAAGUGCGCAAAAAAUACUAGAGCAGUCACCACUCCGUCGCAAAGCAACGCCACCGCCAGCGCCAGAGGCAGCCAGAACCUCGGACCCCACUGCCGAGCUUCGCAGAGCCACAGAGGAUCUUACCAGGAGAGGAAAGCUCUCCACCUACCGACCAACUGCCAGGGACAAGCCCUUGUCCCCAGCCGACGCGAAGUGAUCUGAGAAACGGCCCCAAGACGGCGACCAUCGGCUACCAGAGGAUGAAGCGGCGCUGGUCGAACAACGGCGGCUUCAUGCGCCUGCCGGAGGAGUCCUCCUCGGAGGUCACCUCCUCCUCGAACGGGCUCGUCCUGCCCUCGGGGGUGAACAUGUCGCCCUCGUCGCUGGACUCGCACGACUACUGCGACCAGGAGCUCUGGCUGUGCGGCAACGAGUCCGGAGCGUACGGCAGCUCCGGCGGCAACGGCCUCAGCCAGCAGCAGCAACAGAGCGUCAUCACGCUGGCCAUGCACGGCUGCUCCAGCACCCUCCCCGCCCAGACGACCAUCAUCCCGAUCAACGGCAACAACAAUGGCAACAACAACGGCAAUGGGAACGGGAACGGGAGCGGAAACGGGAGCGUGAACGGCGGCUACGUGCCGGGAGCCACCAACCUGGGCGCGCUGGCCAACGGGCACGGGAUGCUCAACGGGGGGCUCAACGGGAUGCAGCAGCAGAUGCAGAACGGCCACGGCCUCAUCAACUCCACCACCCCCUCGACGCCCACCACCCCGCUCCACCUGCAGCAGAACGGACUGGGCGCAGGGGGCGGCAUCGGGGGCGCCUUAGGCGGCAUGGGCCUCCUCCACCACGCGAACGGCAACGCCAACGGCCUCAUCGGGGUCGUAGGAAGUGGUGGCGGGGGUGGAGUGGGUGGAGGCGGAGUAGGCGUCCUGGGAAUGCAGCACACGCCGCGUAGUGAUUCGGCCAACUCCAUUUCAUCAGGUCGCGACGAUCUCUCGCCCUCGAGCAGCCUGAACGGAUACUCGGCGAACGAGAGCUGCGAUGCGAAGAAGAGCAAGAAGGGUCCUGCGCCGCGGGUACAGGAGGAGCUGUGCCUGGUCUGCGGCGACCGGGCCUCCGGCUACCACUACAACGCCCUCACCUGCGAGGGCUGCAAGGGCUUCUUCCGGCGCAGCGUGACGAAGAGCGCCGUGUACUGCUGCAAGUUCGGGCGCGCCUGCGAGAUGGACAUGUACAUGCGGCGCAAGUGCCAGGAGUGCCGCCUGAAGAAGUGCCUGGCCGUGGGCAUGCGGCCGGAGUGCGUCGUGCCGGAGAACCAGUGCGCCAUGAAGCGGCGCGAGAAGAAGGCCCAGAAGGAGAAGGACAAGAUGACCACGUCCCCCAGCUCGCAGCACGGCGGCACCGGCGGCAGUUUGGGCUCGGGCGGCGCUCACGACUUUGUCAAGAAGGAGAUUCUCGACCUGAUGACAUGCGAGGCGCCCCAGCAUGCCACUAUUCCGCUACUACCUGAUGAAAUUUUGGCCAAGUGUCAAGCGCGCAAUAUACCUCCAUUAACGUACAAUCAGUUGGCCGUUAUAUACAAGUUAAUUUGGUACCAGGAUGGCUACGAGCAGCCAUCCGAAGAGGAUCUCAGGCGUAUUAUGAGUCAACCCGAUGAGAACGAGAGCCAGACGGACGUCAGCUUUCGGCACAUCACCGAGAUAACCAUACUCACAGUCCAGCUGAUUGUGGAGUUUGCCAAGGGUCUGCCAGCGUUUACAAAGAUUCCCCAGGAGGACCAGAUCACGUUACUGAAGGCCUGCUCGUCGGAGGUUAUGAUGCUGCGCAUGGCUCGUCGCUACGACCACAGCUCGGACUCGAUAUUCUUUGCGAAUAACAGAUCCUACACGCGGGACUCGUACAAAAUGGCCGGCAUGGCCGACAACAUUGAAGACCUGCUGCAUUUCUGCCGCCAAAUGUUCUCGAUGAAGGUGGACAACGUCGAAUACGCGCUACUCACUGCCAUUGUGAUCUUCUCGGACCGGCCGGGCCUGGAGAAGGCCCAACUAGUCGAAGCGAUCCAGAGCUACUACAUCGACACGCUACGCAUUUAUAUACUCAACCGCCACUGCGGCGACUCCAUGAGCCUCGUCUUCUACGCCAAGCUGCUCUCAAUCUUGACCGAGCUGCGCACGCUGGGCAACCAGAACGCCGAAAUGUGCUUCUCGCUCAAGCUCAAGAACCGCAAGCUGCCCAAGUUCCUUGAGGAGAUCUGGGACGUGCACGCCAUCCCGCCCUCGGUCCAGUCGCACCUGCAAGUUACCCAGGAGGAGAACGAGCGCCUCGAGCGCGCGGAGAGGAUGCGCGCCUCGGUGGGCGGUGCCAUUACCGCCGGCAUUGACUCCGAGUCCGCCUCCACUUCGGCGGCGGCGGCGGCGGCCCAGCAUCAACCUCAGCUCCCUCAGACGCAGUUGGAGGCCCAACACCAGUCGCAGACGCAGCCGCAGCUGCCACCUCAGCUGCAACCUCAGCUGCAACCUCAGCUGCAAGCGCAGCUCCAGCCGCAGCUUCAGCCGCAGCCACAGCACCUCCCCGUUUCCGUGCCCGCCUCCGUGUCCGGCGCCGGUUCCGUGUCGGCGGUGAGCACGAGCAGCGACUACAUCGGCGGCAGUGGGGCCAUAGGACCCAGCACGGGGGCCCCCUCCGCCAGCAGCAUCACGUCAGCAGUGCCCCCCAGUUCCACCACCCCCGCGGUGGCGAUGGGCAACGGAGUGGGCGUGGGCGUCGUCGGCGGCAAUGUCAGCAUGUAUGCGAAUGCCCAGACGGCGAUGGCCCUGAUGGGCGUGUCCCUGCACCCGCACCAGGAGCAGCUCAUCGGCGGAGUGGCUGUCAAGUCGGAGCACUCGACGACCGCAUAGCAGUCGCAGACGCAGCCGCAGCGCCACCAUCAGACCCUCGGCGUUCUGCUGGAUUGAGGAGCUCAGCUGAACCGAUAAAGAGCUAGGGGAAAGGCGGACUUUGUCCCGCAGAGUUCGGAAGGAAGUGGAUAAUUAAUGGACAAGCGUAAAAUGCAGUUAUUUAGUCUUAAGCCUGCAAAUAUUAGAGUUUAGCUAUUAAUCGUACGGUUUAACAGAUAAUACAGCCUAUUAACCAUUACACAAAAGCUUACUUGAAACAAGCUUCAACUACAAUUGGACAAACGCGCUACGGGACAGAAGGAGAAAAAUUGAAAAGAGAACUAUUGAAAACCAUGAAAUAUAGAAUCAAUUCUGUUGUGGGCGGCCUUUAGGUUCAAUCGAAUCGAAUUGCGGCUGCCCCACGAUUACUUCUCGAAUUUUGUUUUUCAAUUUUAUCCUCCGAACUGCAUGUAAAAUAGAUCAGAAAAGAAGAACAGAAGGUAGAGAGGGUACCGAGGGAAGAGAGAAGAGAGUAAAGAUUGUUUAUAUUUUAAAAAUAUAUAAAAUAAUAAAUAUUAACUGUAAACUUAAUGAAAGCAACUGUAUAAUAUCUAACUAUAUCUCUAAAUCCUUACUCCAGAGAAGCGAGUAAAUUUGUUAAAUGAAAGUAAACGUUAUGAUAAUAACACUAUCAUUCACCGUAACUAAGUACAUUUAAAUUAAUUCAAAACAAACAACUCUAAAAUACACGCAAAACUUGGACUGAUUUUAUAAAUAUUUUUUAUUCAUAACGAAAGGCAAAAAAUAUUACGAGAAGCAAAAACAAAAAUAUUUUAUUACGCCCUCCCUAUAUUUUUAAAAACGAGAAUUUUAAUUCUAAGAUUCUAUUAAUUUCCACCCAAAAAUAUUUGCAAGCAAAAACCAAGAACCUUUAAUAUUGGCAUCGUUUUUAAACAUUUUUUCAAAAGAAAAUUUUUAUAUUGAACUUUAGCAAAUGAAAUUGAAAUUAAAGUGAUUGGAGUCUUACUCAAAAACCAAAAGGCAUCAAAAGGUAUUAAGUCUAUAAAUAAAUAUUAAUUUCAAAUUCAACAAGCACUUUUAGGUGAAAAAUAGUUUUCAAUCACUUUGAUAACAGCCACCCAAUUACAACUAAACACAUACACCAAAAGACUUCAAUAUACAUUUAUAAAAUUUACAUAAAUAAUUCAAAAUUUGUAGGAGCGACAAAAUUCAACAAAUUUGGCAAAAUCAAAAUUUAUUUUAUGAAAACCAACUCAAAAACGUGCAAGUUUACUUUGGCAAUUUUUAUGUUAAAAAAAUUUAUGCAAUUGAUUUUGAAAUAUUUAUAUUAUUUUUAUUUUGCUUGAGAUGUAUAUUUUAAAAAGUUUUCUAAAAUUGUUGGCCUUAUUUUAACUUAAAUCAAAUUUAUUCUAAUUUUAGUAGCAAUUUGUGUUUGAAAAUGAAUAAAAUUAAAGAACUGUAAAAUAUUAAUAAAAUUAAACGUUAAGUUAAAAGUGAAAUUCUUUUAUUGUGUGAAGAUAAAAACCAUCUUACAUAGCUUUCUACUUGAAUUGUGCAAUUUUUUUACUUUUACUACUAAUAUUAGUUUAAAUAUUAUUUUACACACACAACGCAUACAUACGACACACACACAGCCACACAUGUAAACUUUUAAGUUAAAUUAAUUUAUAAAGAUGAAUUUGUGUAAAGAUGAAUUAAAAGUAGCUUGAUAUCAUGGAUAUAUAUGAAAGUAACUCUAAUCAAACAAGCGCAAGCUUUCGAGAAAAGAAUUCUAAUUAAAUGUAGCCUGCACUUUGACAAACA
Drosophila ficusphila is the source of this 5656-nucleotide messenger RNA. RefSeq names its product ecdysone receptor. The coding region runs from base 1214 to 3853 and encodes 879 amino acids. The transcript has 6 exons. The record is from RefSeq and is a predicted model, not a curated record. Gene Ontology annotation, biological process: ecdysone receptor signaling pathway; positive regulation of transcription by RNA polymerase II; cell differentiation. Gene Ontology annotation, molecular function: ecdysone binding; zinc ion binding; nuclear receptor activity. Gene Ontology annotation, cellular component: nucleus. NCBI's taxonomy places the organism in Eukaryota, Metazoa, Arthropoda, Insecta, Diptera, Drosophilidae.